AAAAACGUAAUAUGCGUGGUCGACCGGUGUACAUCGUUCAUAAUUCGACUGAUGUUUGAUAUACAUCGACGACUAGUAGCCUAGAUUCGCCCGAAGCGACAGGUGAUCGCACUCGCGAUUCCGUACGCGAGGCGUUGGCGAAUUUCUACUUGAGCCAAAUCGAGCGAUAUUAAUAUCAAAAUUCAUCAAACGAUGCACCGAACUCGACGCGAGCAACGACAAGUUGCAACGUACGCUCGUCUAUGCAGAUGCGGUGAAACUUCGAUUGUCGAAUCGAACAAUAGGGUGUUCGGAGGAAAGCGAGGAGAAAAAAGUCGACGCAAAAGAGUAGAGAACGGAAAAAAAAUCGACAGCUUCGAAAGGUGGGCAUACAGCUAUUGUAUGUCGUACGUUGAGGUGGUAUCGUCGUUUAAUAUACCCCACGAAACGAGACCAUUAUUUCACUUUCACCACGCGGUGUUCGUACGGUAUAACCGCAUCGACGGUUCAAACCACGCUCAUUGUUAGCCACGCCCUGUAAAACAAUGAUAUUAACUCGACGAUGCUGAUAAUUGAUUCAUACAUGGCUUUUGGCCUCCGACGAACCCUCGAGUGAAAUCAUCGGGGCUUUUUUCCAACGCAAGUUUGCGUUCCGGUGGACCAUGGCUCCCGAAAGAUGAGGCCUCGUUUCUUCGGAUGCGAAUGUCGGUUUAAUUAUAAUUUUUCAUAUACGAUCCACGACGUCGUCCAUUACGCUAACGGUGAGCAGGUUUUUAACGAGUCUCGUUACUUUAGAGAUCAUACGGCGGAUCACUAUCACUUAAGAAAUGCAGCCUAACCGCCGGUAUACGAAAACAACCUCGUAUCGCCGCGACGACCCAUUUAUCUAAUUCCAUUCGUCGAGAUGCAGCAGCUCCGGCAGUUGAAUCGAACGAGUCUAUUUUCACUGAGAGCCGAGCUGACCAAACGGGGUGAUAAACUGGCCAUCAUUGACGCGUAUAAGUCAGGAGAAAAGUCAAACUAGUUCUAGAGAUUUUUCAAGGUACAAGUAUAAAAGAGAUAUUGAAGGACGCUGGACGUAUCACUGUCAUCGCAAGUACCGCGCCGAUCGUAUACCGUGAUGAAAAAUCACAUCGGCCGUAGGAGCUGAACGCUCGGGACUUGGAUACAUCCGUCAUAUUAAUCGAACCGUCGCGAUCGCCGGACGAGAGAAGAAUACCGAAUAUGGAGAUCCUGAUUCUCCUACUGAUAUCGCCCGCGGUUUUCGCCCAACGCUACCGGAAACCGUCGAAUCCGAACGACGAACCGUUCCUGCCUAUCCAUCCCGUCUACCCGUACAGUCCGAAGUUGACGAAGAGGGGCUCCGACAAAGAGAUCGGGACUAUCUUCAAGCCGGAACUCUACGCGCCUAGGACGGAUGCCAGAGACUCGUACACGUCCAGCUACGCCGAGGGUCCGAAGGAUUCGUAUUUUCCCGACGACUACGGAUCUUAUCCACGCGGCCCCGUCGCGCCCUACUCCUCUCCUUACUCGCCGUAUUACGGGAACGCUCUCUACGGUCCUUACGGGAGCCCCUCCUAUUCCGCCGGUCCUUACCCCGACAAUCAAUACGCUUCCGGUGUCCACGGUUCCGCUCCCUAUCCCGGUUAUUAUUCUCAGAGCCCGUAUUUUUACCCGGACUACUACAACCGACCGUUUCCGUACUCCUACCCGGAUUACCUCGGACCUCCCGGGCCUCCCGCAGGACCUCCGAGGAGCGAACCCUCCAGUUUCGGGGAGGAGAACGGCGCGGAGGAGCAGGAGGACAAGCCGAAGUCGGGCAAGACUAAAAUUGACGAGAUUCCGAGCUCCCCGACGAACGACGGAGCCGUAAGUCAAUACGUGGACGGUAAUAACCUCAUAUCACAAAGUUACAAGGACCACGGGGCGCACUCGAGUGUCCAGAAGACGGCCGAUCCGUACAAUCGGAUCGAACAAAUAUCCGACGUCCAUCUGAAGAACAUCCCGCUGCCGCAGCCGACUUACAAGGUCAUUAGCGUCGGGGGACAUCCGGUCGGGCCGGAUUAUCCCAUCCCGAGCAGCUACGCGAGGGCGCAGAUCCUCGAACAAGUGGCGGCUAUGCGGAAUCUGGUGGCCAAGUCGUUGGGACAGAGAUUUUCGAACAGCGGCUCUCAAAAUUCAGCGAGCACUCCUUCUCAUCUGCCUUACGUCGGUGCGGUAGGCCUACUGCAGAACUCUUCGGGAAAACCGGGGGAGGAGGACCCCUAUCCGCCGGGAUCGAGUCCCGUGGGAACGAGUCGGGAGGCCGGACGGUAUUACUCCGAGACAUUGAAUCCCCGAGGAAAAUCGAUCGAGCCGCACGUCUACGGUUCGAAUAGCCACGACCUGCCGGAGAAGGAGAGCGCUCGGUUUCUGUCGGACAUUUACAAUUCCGACAAAAACGGCGCAUCCGGAGCCGAAUACCUCGCCGAUCAGGGGACGCGGGAAACGUUCUCCAAAGCCCCGAGCAAGUACCCGAACCUUCCGUCGUACGCGCAGAAACAACAACAAGCGGUGACGCGAGUGACCUUGGAACAAUCACGCGGGACUUACAUCGCCCCCGAAAAGGCGAGUCCUUCGACUUCUCUGGGAGACCCUGCCGAUCAAUCGUCCGGAACUCGUCGCGAUCAACCUCCCGUGGCGCCCACCAUCCCCUUCAGACCCGAGGCGAACAGCUUUCGACCGGAUGAAAUGCCGGGCGUUGUUUCGUAUAACCAAAAUCAAAAUAACCGACACUCGAUGCCCCAGGCGUUCACUUAUCACUUCGCGAACGUACGUCCCUAUGCGUCAGGGAUGCAACAGCAGAGUAAAACCAACUUGGAAGACGUGAACUUUGGUACAAAACAGGGAAACAAGGGAUAGGGAUGGAAGUGAAGUGAAGAUAUUUUUAACGCGUCUCCAAAAAUCGACCGACACGAAUCGGUCAACGGGGCAUUCGCAUUAUUUGACGAGAACAACUCGUAAGAUAAGACAGUAGUAUACGAUCGUUAUCGAUCUGCGGAAGCAGAGAUGCCGUAUUUUUACCUUGUUUUUUUUUUUUUUUUUUUUUGAUAGUCAUAUUCAAGCAAAGUUAUGAAGCAAAAAAAAAAGAGAAGUUUUCACAGUUUCACGUUGGUGUUAUCAUUAAUCGCGUUUGAAAAUGAUCCAUAAAUUAUCUUGUAUUAUUAUUUAUGAUUAUUGUACCUGUAUUGGUUAGAUAACAUGUA
Molecule: messenger RNA, 3224 nt
Organism: Athalia rosae (coleseed sawfly)
Lineage: Eukaryota; Metazoa; Arthropoda; Insecta; Hymenoptera; Athaliidae
Exons: 2
Coding region: 1204-2880 (558 amino acids)
Source: RefSeq, a predicted model, not a curated record